UGGGAGGGUGGCGGCUCACUCAGGACCCAGUGGGGGCAGCGCGAUGAGGCGGGUGACCCUGUUCCUUAACGGCAGCCCCAAGAAUGGAAAGGUGGUCGCUGUAUAUGGAACUUUAUCUGAUUUGCUUUCUGUGGCCAGCAGUAAACUCGGCAUAAAAGCCACCAGUGUGUAUAAUGGGAAAGGUGGACUGAUUGAUGAUAUUGCUUUGAUCAGGGACGAUGAUGUUUUGUUUGUGUGUGAAGGAGAACCAUUUAUUGAUCCUCAGACAGAUUCUAAACUACCUGAAGGGUUGUCAGGAUCACACACAGACUGGCUAACAUUAAAUGUUGGAGGGCGGUACUUUACAACUACACGGAGCACUUUAGUGAAUAAAGAACCCGACAGUAUGCUGGCCCACAUGUUUAAGGACAAAGGCGUCUGGGGAAAUAAGCAAGAUCAUAGAGGAGCUUUUUUAAUUGACCGAAGUCCCGAGUACUUUGAACCCAUUUUGAAUUAUUUGCGUCAUGGACAGCUCAUUGUAAAUGAUGGCAUUAAUUUAUUGGGUGUGUUAGAAGAAGCCAGAUUUUUUGGUAUUGACUCAUUGAUUGAACACCUAGAAGUGGCAAUAAAGAAUUCUCAGCCACCAGAGGAUCAUUCACCAAUAUCUCGAAAGGAAUUUGUCCGAUUUCUGCUAGCUACUCCAACCAAAUCAGAAUUGCGUUGCCAGGGUUUAAACUUCAGUGGUGCUGAUCUUUCUCGUUUGGACCUUCGAUACAUUAACUUCAAAAUGGCCAAUUUAAGCCGCUGCAAUCUUGCACAUGCUAAUCUCUGCUGUGCAAACCUUGAGCGAGCUGAUCUCUCUGGAUCAGUGCUUGAUUGUGCAAAUCUCCAGGGAGUCAAGAUGCUCUGUUCUAAUGCAGAAGGAGCAUCCCUGAAACUGUGUAAUUUUGAAGAUCCUUCUGGUCUUAAAGCCAAUUUAGAAGGUGCUAAUCUGAAAGGGGUGGAUAUGGAAGGAAGUCAAAUGACAGGAAUUAACCUGAGAGUUGCUACCUUAAAAAAUGCAAAGUUGAAGAACUGUAACCUCAGAGGAGCAACUCUGGCAGGAACUGAUUUAGAGAAUUGCGACCUGUCUGGGUGUGAUCUUCAAGAAGCAAACCUGAGAGGUUCCAACGUGAAAGGAGCUAUAUUUGAGGAGAUGCUGACACCGCUGCACAUGUCACAGAGCGUUAGAUGAGAAUUCCAGGGCUGCUGAAAGAUGCACAAGAUGAACAGUGUUUUCCUUAUCACUCUUCUUUCUCCGCCCACUCAGUUGUCUAGAAGAAAUAACACUGUAAGGGAAUUAAAAAAAACAUUUAGUGGAUUAUGCUUGUUCUCAGUGGUGCAUAAGGGAAAAAAGUGACUUUUUUCCACAUUCUGAUUUUAACAGUGAAGCACGCACUAGACGUAGGGAAGCUAGAUUAGACUGCUGCCUUUUGAGUGGAAUAGAGGGAUUGGCCUGGCUUUAUGACCAGGAGUAGUAUCUAUUAUAUUUGGUUUGAAAUAGGCAUGAUGUGGAAAUACCAUCUUGGUUUGAAAUGCAUUUGAGGAUUUUAAUUUAUGAAAAGCACAACAUAUACAAUUAUAUUUAUGGAAUCUCUAGAUGUAGUAUGGAUAUUUAAAUUGUUAAACUUUAUGAAAAUUUUGAAAAGCUUGUUCAGGUUUAUGAAUAGCUUUAGUGAUGCCUCCCCUCCUUUGAAUACCUGUCCUACCACGUGAAUAUGGUGAGAUCAGGCUCCCCAAGGCUUUCUCUUCAGGUUCAUUUUUAUAAUGUUUAUUUUUUUAGAACAAAACAGUAGCUAAAUUAAGGAAAUCCUUCAUUCUUACUGAUUGAGGCAGAGUGGAAGGAAAGACAUCAUUGUGCAUCAUUGUCAGCUGAAGUUACAGUGGAACUCUCCAGAUGGAGGAAGAAUUUACCUAUAGCUACAACUUUUAAAUGAGCAUUCCUUAGAAUUUCAUUCUAAGCAAGUUCCACUCAACGCCAGACCAGGCAGUUUUAUCUAUUUACACUACUAGCUUAGUUCCUCCUUACUGUCAAAACAAACAGCAAGAUAUUUCAAAACCAAAAAACCAAGGUGUAUUUUUUGUGUGUGUGUGAGGAGAUCAGCCCUGUGCUAACAUCUGCCUAUCCUCCUCUUUUUUUGCUGAGGAAGACUGGCCCUGGGCUAACAUCUGUGCCCAUCUUCCUCCACUUUACAUGGAACGCCGCCGCAGCAUGGCUUGCCAAGCGGCGCGUCGGUGCGCGCCUGGGAUCCGGACUGGUGAACCCCAGGCCGCCACAGCGGAGUACGGCCACUUAACGUCUUGCGCCACCAGGCCGGCUUCUCAAGGUGUAUUAUUCAUUUAAUUCAUAUGCCAAAUAGUGUAAAUAGGGCAGCUUAGAAAUGGGUAUUAAGUCCCAAUCCACUGCAAUCAAAGCUAUAAAAUAUGAAUGACUAUGGCCAAGUCAUCUUUUAGAAGUCACCAUAAGAUAAUCACAGCUGAAAACCGUAUGAUGGGGAAUGAGAGGAUUUUAAACUGACAGUUUGAUUAUACCCACCAGAAACCUUAGUAAAAAUCAAGGCAUUUGGCUGGUCCAAGAUAUGAUACCAAUCAGUCAGCACCUGUGGUCCUUUUACUUAUAUUUUCUGGUUUUGUCUUCACUUUUAGCCUGAUUUUCUUGAGUCAUCAUCUGUCUGCAGAAGCAGAGAUAGGGCCCGUCCCUCCUUACCAGUAACCCGUGUCCUUAUGUCUUCCCCAAGAGCAGGGAUAUAAGCUGUGUCCAAAUGAGUUCUGAAUUCUACAGACUCAUCAAUUUGAGGCAAUGAAUCAUUAAAACCACUUUGUCUCCUUUGGGAGAAUGACAUGUUUUCAGUAUUUACGUAGCUUUUUCUUCUAUACAUAUGCAAAGCUUUCCUUAAUGGUGAAGGGUACAUAUGCAUAGUGGGAGGAGAUUAGACCCUUACAGGUGAAGGAAAGCAAAUUCAGAAAUGAAUUAUUUUCUUUGCUUUAUUAUUUGUACCAAAACAGAGAAGUAUUGAGAGAGAUCUAUUUUCAUAAUCAAUUAUAUUUAAAUCAUUUCACUCUGUACUAUAUUUUCAAUAAUUAUAGAAUGUGUUGUUCAUCCACUUAAGGGUACCUCUGUACACAUAACCUAAAACUGCAGAAGAAUCUGAAAGCUCUAAAUAUGGUAUGUUUAGAAGCUGCAGAUUUUGCAUCUCAUGUAUACUGCAUUAAUAAAUGAUAUGAAAUGUUGAAAGAGAGUUUCUUGUCUUA
Diceros bicornis minor is the source of this 3270-nucleotide messenger RNA. RefSeq names its product potassium channel tetramerization domain containing 9 (gene KCTD9). Gene Ontology annotation, biological process: intracellular signal transduction; protein homooligomerization. Gene Ontology annotation, molecular function: protein binding. Bases 44 to 1213 code for a protein of 389 amino acids. NCBI's taxonomy places the organism in Eukaryota, Metazoa, Chordata, Mammalia, Perissodactyla, Rhinocerotidae. The transcript has 12 exons. The record is from RefSeq and is a predicted model, not a curated record.